AAUAUGCAGUAGAAUUGAUAUGUUAAUAAGUAAAUACAUUUGUGAAGAGAUGAAUAGAAUUUGUAAAAAUAGAAGAUAGGAGUUAUGGGUUUGAAGAGGUGUAUGGUGGCAGGUCUGGUAGAAGUGAGAGGGGAAGAGGAAAAAGUAGGAAAGAAAAGUAACAGAAUAAAAUAAAAUAAAAAUAAAUAAAAAAGUUACAGGAAAAAUGAGAAGUUUUAUUGGUUCAGAGUAUUUACAUCCUGUCUUUAUAGAAUGAACAUAAGAAAAGGAAAACUCACAGAUUUCCGAGGAAGAACGGAAAGAUCGCAAUCUUCGGUCUCUACACAAUACAUAGAACCAACGACAAAUAUUCUCCUUUUUUUAGCAUAUUUUAUUCAUCUUUUGAUACAUUCAGGACAUGGCCUUUUACAAGAGUUUAUGCGGGGUUAUGAAAGGAGACAUUAAAUAUGUUGAGCAAUUUAUUGCAGAAAAUCAACAAGCAAUCAAUGAAGAAGACCCCGGAGGUAGAACAGCUUUACAUAGGGCUGUCAGUGUUGGAAAUGUUGACAUGGUAGAACUGUUGCUGCAAGGUGGAGCUGAUAUCAAUUUGGUGGAUAAAAUGUGUAGAGGAACACCUCUACAUGUGGCUUGUGGUCGUGGACAAAUUGAAAUGGUGGAGAUGUUGUUGAGGUCAGCACCUGAUGUCAAUGUGGGGGAUAAGUAUAGUAACACACCACUUCAUGUAGCUUCUGAAGGUGAAAAAAUUGACAUAGUGGAGUUGUUGUUGAAGUCCAAACAUGAUGCCAAUGUAGCAAAUAUUUAUGGUGACACACCUCUACAUGUGGCCUGCCGUGGCAGGCACAGUAGUGCAGUAAAAAUGUUCCUGCAAUCUAAACCUGAUGCGAAUGCGGUGAACAAAGAGGGUAACACACCCCUGCACUUGGCCUGUUUAGGAGGACAUCAUGACAUGGUAGAGAUGGUGUUAGCAUCUGAACCCGAUGUUAGGAUGAAGAACAACGAUGGUAACACACCCCUGCACUUGGCCUGUUUAGGAGGACAUCACAACAUGGUAGAGAUGUUGUUAGCAUCUAAACAUAAUGUCAGGAUGACAAACAAUGAUGGUAACACACCUAUGCACUUGGCCUGUUUAGGAGGACAUCACAACAUGGUAGAGAUGUUGUUAGCAUCUAAACAUGAUGUCAGGAUGACAAACAAUGAUGGUAACACACCUAUGCACUUGGCCUGUUUAGGAGGACAUCACAACAUGGUAGAGAUGUUGUUAGCAUCUAAACAUGAUGUCAGGAUGACAAACAAUGAUGGUAACACACCUAUGCACUUGGCCUGUGGUGGUGGAUGCAGUGGUUUAGUUGCACUGUUGAUGAAGUCUACCCCUGAUGUCAAUGCGCAGAAUGUGUUUGGCUCCACACCUCUGCACAUGGCCUGUGGUAGUGGAAACACUGCCAUCGUGAAGUUGUUGACAACUUCCUCUAAGCCUGAUGUCAAUACGGAGGAUGAAAAUGGCAAUACACCGCUGCAUGUGACUUGCUGUGGUGGGCACAGGGACAUUCUGAAAGUAUUAAUGCAGCUUAAAGCUGAUGUCAAUGCGACGAAUAAAUAUGGUGAUACAGCCCUACAUGUGGCUUGUCGAGGUGGACAUAGUGACACAGUUAGAGAGUUAAUACUUUCAGAACCUAAUGUUAAUCUAAGGAAUAAGUACGGUCACACACCUCUACAUGAGGUGUGUCAUUGUGGACACAGUGAUACUCUACAGGUGUUCCUACAAUCCAGACCUAAUAUCAAUGUAGCAGACAAGAAAGGCAUUACACCUUUACAUCUGGUCUGUCACCAUGGAGAUAAUCUCAUAGCAAAGCGGUUAAUGGAGUUUAAACCUGAUAUCAAUGUGCUGACCAGUAAUGGUAACACACCUUUACACCUGGCCUGUAGGGGUGGUCGCAUUGCUACAGUUGCGACGUUGAUAAAGUUUACUUCUGAUGUCAAUGUGAUGAAUAACGAUGGUAGCACACCUCUACAUCUGGCAGUUUUAGGGCAACACUAUGAUGUAGUGGCCUUGAUGCUCACCCAGUUUUGCUCCAAACUUGGCUUGAGUAAGGAAGACAAAGUUCCUGGGAGAGUAGUGGAACGCUUUCUAACAGAUAAAAGAAAUAAAGUUUAUGAAAACUACAGCAAUGUGACACCACUUGACAUCAUAAAAGAUCCAGAUUUUAAGAAGAAAAUAAAUGGAUUUUUCUCACCUGAGGAUAAAUGUGUGCUGUGUGGAGAUAACCAGGUCACUGUGAAAUUCCUUCCAUGUGGACACAAAAGAACAUGUAGGGAAUGCUCUAAAAUUAGACUGAGAAAGUGUCCCCAGUGUCGACAACCAGUAACAACCAAAAAUGGAUUCGAUUCUCACAAACUGGAGAAAAGGGACUUGCAAAAGAUAGCAAAAGUAUUACCAAAUAAAUGGCAGCAAGUUGGGAUUUUCUUAAAAAUUGAAAUAGAUGAACUGGCAGCAAUUGAGAAUAACUUUCCUAGUGAUCCGGAAGAACAGAGUUACCGAAUGUUAAAGAAGUGGUUUAAGAGUUGUAAUUCAAAGGGAAGCAAAUUUCGUAUUCUGAGAGAUGCUCUAGAAGAAGCAGAGUGUUUUCAAGCAAUUAAAUAUCUAUUUUCACUCAAAAGCUAACUUUGAUAUAAAUAUUGCUCAUGAUUAUAUUGCAGCAGAAUUAUAUUUAUCAUUCGGUUGUUUUGCUUUAAAUACCCCAACACCAGCUCAUACGUGUGUUUGCUACAAAUGGUCACACAACCUAGUCACUUGAUGGUUGAGUUUUUCUGGCUUUAUGUGGGCUAUCCAGUCCCAUCAGGUGAUAGACCAGCCAAGCGCAGGCAAAUUGUGUUUGUUCACUGGAGCCCACCUUCAGCUUUAAAAUGAAGAAUUUUUUCCGCUAUUCUUCAGUGAGGUGGAAUGCAUGAUUGAGUUCAGAUUUUGGUCUGGAGACAGGAGAGUUAUUCAGCAGAGAGCUUUGACAUAUUGUUUUGUUCCAUCCAGCACACAUAAUCAAGUUCCAACUGCACGAGGAACCA
Octopus sinensis (East Asian common octopus) is the source of this 3057-nucleotide messenger RNA. RefSeq names its product ankyrin-1-like. The record is from RefSeq and is a predicted model, not a curated record. NCBI's taxonomy places the organism in Eukaryota, Metazoa, Mollusca, Cephalopoda, Octopoda, Octopodidae. The transcript is spliced from 8 exons. Gene Ontology annotation, cellular component: ciliary inversin compartment. Bases 398 to 2659 code for a protein of 753 amino acids. Gene Ontology annotation, biological process: protein localization to ciliary inversin compartment; signal transduction. Gene Ontology annotation, molecular function: protein binding.